Messenger RNA from Amoebophrya sp. A25, 1207 nucleotides. NCBI's taxonomy places the organism in Eukaryota, Dinophyceae, Syndiniales, Amoebophryaceae. The record is from the annotation of a GenBank genome assembly.
AUGUGAGUCGCAUUCGGAUUUUGCUGAAAGAUGUGCUACUUCUAGUGAAUUUCGAUGGUGUAUAUUGGAGUUUUUGCAGUCAAUAUCCAAGAAUUUUAGGUUUUAUCUUGUUUUGAUUGAAUUUAAUUUCUGAUGAGCUCAUUUCUUCAAAAAGUGAAAACUGACCUUUCGGAGAGUUGCAAAUCAGGUGACAGUGCUAUAGUUUUCUUUUGAUAUGAUCGAUGUAAGAGUGCAAAUGUGAUCACUAUCAUGCACAUCUCAUUAGCCUAGAUAGUGGCAUGACCAUCAGAUUGAAGCAACAUUCUUACACCAUAUCAACAUUUUAGGACUUCAAGAAGUCAGUUUCAAUUUGAAAUGGCAACUAUCCACAAAUUUCUGAUUUUAUCUCGUUUUAAUUCAAUUCAUUUCCUGGCGAACGUUUUGUAACUCAAAUCUGAAACACUAUUUUGGUGGCAGGAGCUUGACUUUGGUUGUUGCACUAUGAGCAAAUAUGACAGUCUGUGGAUGAAUCUAUGACAUUUUGAAGGAUUACAAUGCUAAGAGAUGAGGUGUUGAUAAACUUUAGGAUAUAUCACUCACAUCUAGGUCGGUCUCUUCAACAUUGGAUCGUUCUAAGACGAAAAAUGUUCACAGACAGUGAUACCACACUCUCAAACCAAGUAGAAUUCUACAUUUACGUACAUCAAAAACUCGACUUUCUCAGUUAAACGCGCUAGGAUCCCAUGACCCAUCUGCUUGACUGACCCAUCUUCUCGACGAACAAGCAGCUUACAGUACUACUUGCUAUUACUUGCUACAUCGCCCCUGCUACUGCAUCAAUCGCUACCGUAGUGUGGUAGUCUGACAUACCCCUUGAGUGGGUACAUUUACCGUCUCCUCGAAGAUUGGAUGAAGAUGAGAAUAUGCAUACCCUGUUCUACACAUGACCGCCGCUCUGUUUGUGCCACUGUUCUUGCUAGUAGAGAAUUUGUAGACUCCGUGGAUGUUUAUACUACAACUGUUCCUGCUACUACUAGGGAAAGAUUUGUAGGCUAGCUGUAGGAAUAGGAUGCAACUUCUAGGGUACCUAGACUUGUUGACAAACACUGGCUCCUACACUCUACUAGAAAAAUCCAUCUUUCUCUUCUUUAUCCCAUUGGUAUUGCUAGUCUGAGGGAAAAACAAAUCGUUUUGAUCGAGAUCGAGUAAGCGUGUAGCUCUGGUGGUG